UUUACAGGCGGGAUAGAGAGCUCUGGGAGAGACAACCCUCCACUCUUGACGUCAGACGAGAGAGAGAGAGAGCGCGAGAGAGAGAGCUCAAAAUAAACUCAAACUUCACAAUCAUUCGGUGUGGCCACAGCAGAGGAAAGAUCUGCUUGGCCGUUAUAAGACUACAGACCCUAUUUUUGUCAAUAUUUGUUGUGAGGGUUUUGAGUGAUUUUAACACGAUUCGUUUUGGAGUUUUCGGUGUGGGAUUAGAGAGGACGUGAGAAAAAGAGGAUGGCAUGUCUAUGAAAUAUUCGCUGAAAUCCGAAUAUUUAUGUGACCGUUUAGUAGAGCCGUUUUUAUUUUUACACGGAAACAACGCAACAUUAUUUAGGAAUACCACAGACCACGGUUAUAACUGAUCAUUAUUUUUUCUACACAUAUUUUGGCAAACUUUUUUUGUUCUGAUGCCCGCUGCGCCGGAAUGCAAGCUGUCCCAUCAUGGCCGGAUCAUGAAAUGUGUUACUUUUUUACUUUUGCUCCCUGAAACGUUAAAGAAGUUGAAGCGGGCAAGCAAGCACCCCGGCAGGCUGUCUCUGUGCUAUAACAUCUUAACUCUUUCCCUGAAGAAAAGGAUGGCAGCGGAACUGUACCCCGUGAACGACCACGCCACAGUGCAGAAGAACGGGACUGUGAUGCUGAGUCUGCCAGAGAAGAGGAAGAGGAGCGUGGAGCCAGUUGCGCAGUCCACCGCGUCCAUCGCCACCACACCGACCACAGAGCAAAACAUCAACAACAACAACGUGGAGAUUCCCAGCUGGCAUUCCGCGCAUCCGACUUUACAAGAAAGAAAUGCACUAAUGUUCAAUAAUGAACACAUGGCAGACGUUCAUUUCAUUGUUGGUCCGCCCGGUGAAUCGGAAAGGGUCCCGGCACACAAGUAUGUGCUGGCAGUGGGGAGCUCUGUUUUCUGUGCCAUGUUUUACGGGGCUCUCGCAGAAGGGGACUCUGAUAUACAUAUUCCAGAUGUGGAACCCGCUGCUUUUCUCAUCCUGCUCAAAUACAUGUACAGUGAUGAGAUAGAGCUGGCGGCCGACACAGUACUGGCUACGCUUUACGCUGCCAAAAAAUACCUGGUGUCUGCUCUGGCUCGCGCAUGUGUGGGUUUCCUCGAGACAAGCCUGGAGGCGCGCAAUGCGUGUGUGCUGCUAUCUCAAAGUCGGCUGUUUGAGGAGCCGGAGCUCACUCAGAGGUGUUGGGAAGUGAUCGACGCCCAGGCAGAGCUUGCGCUGCUCUCGGAAGGUUUAACUGAGAUUGACUUGCCCACACUAGAACACAUUUUACAAAGGGAAACUCUGAACAUGAAGGAGGCGGUGGUUUUCCAGGCCGUUCUGGGAUGGGCCGUCGCAGAGUGUCGGAGACAAGGCCUGACCCCCACUUCACAGAACCAGCGCUCCGUGCUGGGGAAGGCUUUGCACCUUGUGCGUCUGCCUUCAAUGACACUGCAGGAAUUUGCAGAUGGAGCUGCGCAGUCGAAAAUUUUAACCCUUGAGGAAACGCACAGCAUCUUUCUCUGGUACACGGCGGCUACGAAACCUGUGCUGGGAUUCCCGGUUGAGCCCAGAAAGGGGCUGACGCCGCAACGCUGUCACCGUUUCCAAUCCUCUGCGUACCGAAGCAACCAGUGGCGCUAUCGCGGACGCUGCGACAGUAUCCAGUUCGCUGUGGACAAGCGCGUGUUUAUCGCCGGACUUGGUCUGUAUGGCUCCAGUGGAGGGAAGGCAGAAUACAGCGUCAGAAUUGAACUAAAGAGACAGGGAGUGCUUCUUGCACAAUACUUGACCAAAUUUGUGUCAGAUGGUUCUAGCUCAACAUUCCCCGUGUGGUUCGAGCACCCGGUACAAGUGGAGCAGGACGUGUUCUACACUGUUAGCGCUGUUCUAGAUGGGAGCGAGCUGAGUUAUUUUGGACAGGAAGGAAUGACAGAAGUCCAGUGUGGGAAAGUCACCUUUCAGUUUCAGUGUUCCUCUGACAGCACUAACGGGACAGGGGUGCAGGGGGGACAGAUUCCAGAGCUGAUAUUUUAUGCGUGAAAACUUGGACUGAUCCAUUAAUGAAGAGACAGCAGGGGAAUUUUUCCCCUGGAAUAAAUGCCUUUACUCACAACAUAGCUGCAAGACAUUUCUAGAAGAGGAGACUAUCCCCUCUGAUUCGAUUUUUUUACGUCUCGCAUAUAAUGGAAUGCUGCCCAAACUUAUUUAUUUCUUUAAACAUACUGUUUUAAAACAUGUACUUUAAUUUAAGCAGAUUUUAUUUCUAAUUAUUCAUAAUAUGCCUGUGUACAGUGAAACAUGGGCAGUUUGCACUUGAAACUAGGCAGCUUUUCCUCUGUCUUGUUAUUUAAUGGUUAUUUGUUGACAGCUUGAUGCUGAGUAACCGAAAAAGGGUUUCAAGAGCCUGCAAAAUCAUAAAAU
Molecule: messenger RNA, 2450 nt
Organism: Sinocyclocheilus anshuiensis
Lineage: Eukaryota; Metazoa; Chordata; Actinopteri; Cypriniformes; Cyprinidae
Gene: btbd6a
Product: BTB (POZ) domain containing 6a
Exons: 4
Coding region: 444-2069 (541 amino acids)
Biological process (GO): neurogenesis
Cellular component (GO): cytosol
Molecular function (GO): protein binding
Source: RefSeq, a predicted model, not a curated record